GCGGCGGCGCCGUUUGCCGGCGGCACCGGAAGGCGGAAGGCGCGGCGGGCGGAGCGAGGCGGGCGGCCAUGGACGACUUGGGCUGCCCGCGGUGCAAGACCACCAAGUACCGCAACCCCUCGCUGAAGCUGAUGGUCAACGUCUGCGGGCACACGCUAUGUGAGAGUUGUGUGGAGCUGCUGUUUGUGAGAGGGGCUGGGAACUGCCACGAGUGUGACACCCCCCUGAGGAAGAGCAACUUCAGGGUGCAGCUCUUUGAGGAUCCUGCUGUCGACAAGGAAGUGGAAAUCCGGAAGAAAGUGCUGAAAAUAUACAAUAAAAGAGAGGAAGACUUUCCCACUCUAGAUGAAUAUAAUGAUUUCUUGGAAGAAAUAGAAGAAAUUGUAUUUAACUUGACCAAUAAUGUGGACUUGGAGAACACCAAAAAGAAAAUGGAGCUGUAUCAAAAGGAUAACAAAGAAGUCAUUCAGAAGAAUAAGUUAAAACUGACGCGGGAGCAGGAGGAGCUGGAGGAGGCUCUGGAGGUAGAGCGGCAGGAGAGCGAGCAAAGGCGGCUCUACAUGCAGAAGGAAGAACAGCUACAGCAGAUGAUGAAAAGGAAGAAUAAACAGGCACUCCUGGAUGAUCUGGAGAACUCUGAUCUUCCUGCCUCUCUGCUCUUAGCUCAGCAUAAGGACAGAUCUACUCAGCUAGAAAUGCAGCUGGAAAAACCCAAACCUGUCAAACCAGUCACGUUUUCCACUGGCAUCAAAAUGGGUCAGCAUAUUUCAUUAGCUCCCAUUCAAAAGUUAGAGGAAACAUUGUAUGAAUAUCAGCCUCUGCAAGUGGAGACAUAUGGACCACAAGUUCCAGAGCCUGAAAUGUUGGGAAAGCUGGGGUAAACAAGCUUCCCAACACAUUCCCCAUGUGCAAGCAGCAGGAGCAGCAAAUGAGAAAAGAGCUGUUUCCAUCACCCUUCUCUCCGCUCAGAGGGCACGUGAACACCACACUGGUGUGUGAGCACUUUCUGUGGGGCUGAGUGAUUUACUGGAUGUGGAAGUGCAGCCCUGGAAACCCGAGCGAGGGAGGAUGCCCUGGGCCGGGGCUGGCGGGUGUUGAGAGCACGGACAGCUGGCGGGUGACCUCGGGACGAUGACAAAUGGGCCACCAGGUGCCCCCGCCCGUGCCAGCCCCUCCGCGCUUACGGAAGUCACUGGCGCUGAAGGAAGGCUUCCUGUGAGCAAGGCUUCUGGAAAUAAACACUCACCUCUUGUUACAGCUGGGUGCGUGGGGGUGAGGAAUCCGAGGAGCUCUCUGCGGAAGGAGUUGAAGCAGAAAUCCUUGCAGUUUAAAGGGAAAAAAGAAUUCAUCCGAAUGGUAGUGGCUGUGCGUAUUUUGGAGCUGGCAGGAAUGUGUGGUGUGGAGAUGAGUGGGUGAGCAACAAGAAGGAAACUGUUUACACAGCACAGUCAGUGGUGGCUCUUCUCUGACGUGUGUGGAGCCAUCAAACAACAAAAUAUUUUACUGGGAGGAAAGUGGGAUGUGAGGAAGCCCCCCAACAACUGAAGAAAAAGAAGCCAGCAUAGAAUUUAUAUCAAAUAUCCUCUAUAGAGCCGAAACAUGUGACCAGAAAGAACUUGCAUAGCCUUUAGUUUUCCUUUGCUUGCAAAGGAUUCGUGUAUUUGCAGGUUCUGCUUUCCAUUUCCUGUUUUUAUUUUGAAAUAGGCAGUUGUGUGCUAAAAUGAGGAGAACUUCCAGAUAAUCCUUGUCUUGAAUCCACCCUGCAGCAGCACAGAAACCUGAAACCCAUGUUGCCUCAGACCUGCUAGGGUAUGCUUCCUUCUUAGGGUUCCUUAGUGGGGUUGUGAUGUACUUUAGAAGCUUCAGGGCUGUUUGUUUUCUUGUUUCUUUUCAGCUAAAAAAUCCCCAACAAAACAAGAUGAUCUCUGUCAUCACUUUAGCUUUUGAAACUGUGUUCAAGAGUUCCCACAUUAGCUUGGAAUCACUGAGUGCUCCAAAGACAGCAUUGCCUGCUCUCUUGCACUGGUAUUCACAUUUUCUAAGGCUGGAACUGUUAUAUCCCGUCUGAAGUGAUGCUGCAUGAUCAAAUGUUAAGGGAAGUUGAUUAAAUGUAGCAUCUGAUUAUUAUCAAAGGGAAUGUGCAGACACCCACUGUGAAUGGUGGGCUCGUAUGAGGGGCAAAAUGUGUUUCUCAAACAUGCACUGGAUUUACACAUGGGAAUUCUUGUUGAAUGUGAAUCUCUACCUUGGAUAACUCUUCAGUGAAAAGAUGAGGUUUAUUUAACUUGUUAACGCUUGUAACAUCUCCAGGUGUAAUGGGAUUUACAGCUCCUUUUGAAGAUGGAAAUAGGUCAGCUUGCACCAUUUAAGGGGUUUAUGUCCCAUUUCAAAGUAGUUUUUAUAUCUAUGGGUUACAGUGCUUUAAGUUGAUAGUCUCAAAAUCUGUGGUCCAUUGUACUUGGAGUUUACAGACUUUUCUCCAUGGAAUAGUUGUAUUGAGGUGGUGCCUUCUUGGGUAGGGCCCUGCAGUGGGACUGGGAUUGUCCAAACCUCUUUUUUUGGCAGGUCCUGGCCCAGGGCUGCAUCCAGCCUGCAGCAGAGGAAAUGUGCAAAAUGCAUAUCAGGGCAGAGGAGUACAAAGCUUCCUUUAUUCUAUAAAACCUUUUUCAUCGUUAGUUUCCUGUCUUUACACUUUAAAACAUCCACUUCUUUUAAAAUUAUAUCAGUUUCUGGGAGGCGGAAGGCAUUUCUCCUUUUCCUUUGAUCUCAAUUUCUCUGUAGCUUUUCAUCUUACCUCAAGGCAACAGCACUGGCUUCUCAGUUACUCCAAAAGCAAAUGUUUAUGUGUUAAAUAAAUACAAGUACCUGAGUCUGGUCUCACAUCUAUUUAAAAACCAGGGCAGCAGUAGAAUUGCAGUACUGGGAAAAUGCUGGAGAACCAGGUGCUCUCUAAAACUUUUCUUCCUUUAAAACUCUUUUUCUGCCAGUAGAAGAGCUGGGUAUUUUAUGAGGAGCACUGAGGGUAUAUUUUGAUGUAGCUGUCAUAAAGAAAUUUCCCUCCAUUCCACUCCCCAAUGGAUUAGCUUUUCAGUGGAAAUGGUUGGCUCUGGAUUUCAUCACAAAAAGAGGAAGUUUUUAGGGAAAGUAGUAUGGGAAAUCUGAGUCUGUUCUCUUCCCCACCCAGGAGGGCUUCUGUGACUUUGGGUCUUGGCAUUUAAAGGUUUUUCUACUCCAAGGUUCACAACUGCACUCACCAGUUCAGAAGUAAUCUGUAUUAAAUUCUGAGAUGGGACACUAGAUAAAUCUUACAGGUCAUGUAUGGGUUUUACCUUUAACAGAGCAAACAGUUUAUGUGAAACAUCACAUUAAAGUGCUGUAGUUUUUAUGUUAAACCCUCAGAAACUCCUUUAUUGGUCACUGCAGCAGCUGACUGGGAGAGAGCUCUGAGCCCCAGGGUGCUGCUGGGUCCCUGUUGCAGCAGGACUCUGGAGGCUUUGGGUUUCCAGGACCCAAAAGGUUUGCCCUUCAUAUAAAAGACAUUAUGAGGGAGAAGAGGAUGGGGGAAUAACUCAGCACUAAUUUCUACCUUUGGAGUCAGAACUGGCUUUAUCAGCAGCAGCUGUUUCAUACCUAAUAUCACAUUUUGAGGGGUUUUUUUGCCUCUUUCAGUGUCUGGUAGCAGAGCUCUAUCCUGUUCCAUCUUAGCUGAGGUGUUCUGCAGCAGACCUGCUUUGUUUUAAUUUUAAAGUACUUUGUUUCACCACAUGCCAUUUAUACACUUUCCUGCCCUGAGAAAACUCUCACAGUGUUUAAAACAAAUUGCUGUUUAGAAAAAGCAGAUGGAAGAGGUUAAAAAGAAGCACUAGGAGUCCUAUAUUUCUUCUAUUGAUUUGCUGGGCUGGGGCAUUUCCUGUCUUUUCUACUGGGAAAGUUUAUUUCUGGUAGAAUAGAGCUCUUCACUCAGAAAACCUAAAAGUUCUAGGAGCUUAAACUCAUAAUUAUAUUUUCUUCUUAAUCCUUAACUGUAACAAAAAGAGAUCCAUUAGAGACAGAAGGCAUCUGCUUUUGCAGAAUUUAUUGCAAGAUGAAGGCACUGAAUUUCCUUGCUGGAAAUCAGAAUUGUGAUGAGUAAGCAAUGGUUCUGCAGCAGGUUCCUGGGGCAGGGGUGAGAGAAAUGGGCUGAGCAAGUUUGUGGUGUGGAGAAGGGUCUGGCAUUCAUCUGACACCUCAGAGAGCACUUUCUGCUCAGAAAGCAGCACAGGGUUAUUAAUAAUAACAAACCAGCCUGGCUUACUAAGCUGAAUGUGCCCAGCACUGCUGUCUGCAGGUGGGAUUGCUGGUGCUGCAGGGGUGCUGCCUGUGCUGCAUCACUGUCUUUGGCAGGAAUUUUUAGUAGCCAAAACUCUGUUGUGCUAUUUAAAGUGACUUUUCCUUGUACCCCUGCACUAUGGACUGUGUUCAGUCUUGUAAGGUGCCAUAAUUUGGGUGAAAAUGUAUUUUUUGUCUAUUUGAACUUCAUCAUGCUUAGCCCUGUUUUGACAUCCACACUUAAUGCUGCAAUUGCAUACAGAGAAACAUUGAAAAAUACCCCAAACAAAUACCAGAGCUCCUUCAGUGACUGCACUACGAAAUAGAUUUUCUCCCAUUUUUCUGUGUGGUCUGGAGGGUGGAGGAGAGGAGUGGCAGGUGGCAGGGCUGGCAGUGUGACCUCGGGCAAGGAGGGAUUGGGCUGGGCUCAUGAGGAGCUCAGGGCUGCUCUGAACUGGAAUUCUGUGUCAGAACAGGCUGUGGUGGCUGGGCUUCAGCAGGAACCUCUGAUACCAGUCACAGCUGGUGGGUUUAACAUCUAAAUACACUCUUACUGCCCAAAUAGUGUCUGCUAAAAUGGAUGAAAAGCUGUUUGUUUGGUUUUUGUUUUAAUUUGAAGAUCGGGCUUGUAGCUGCUCCCUGGAAUGAUGAAUUGCUGUUCUGGGUUUGAGUAGCAGCUUUGUGCCUUGUGUUUUUGCCCUGCCUCAGUCAAAUUAGUCUGAGAGAGGGAGAGCCACACCAUACUUGAAUAGCACCAAUGCAUUUCCUGGGGCUGUUCAGUGGAGAACAGCAAUGAGCUGUGCUCCUUUUAUAAACAAAUUCUGUUUGGCUGCAGGGACCCACUGAGGGAGAGCUGACUGCUUCAGAGGAAAGCAGAGCUGAGCAGAGGAGCUCAGUUUGUACCUGCUCAGGGGUAGAGGGUAACCAGGCCACACAUUCCUCAGCAGAAGGCAGACACAGCCCAGUUCCUUCUGUGCCUCUCUCCUGUGAUGAGACCCAGUCCCUGCAGCUCCCUCUGAGUUACCCAGCAAUAGCUCAUCCUAGGAUUGGUAAAUCCAGUGAAAAUCCUGCCUCCAGAACAGCUCAGGAAUGCUGCAGCCUAUGCUACUGCCUUCCUAAUGCUUCACACAGUGGAGUAUUUUGCUUGCUUUAUGCAACCACUGUUUAUUAUUUAAAUGAUGAAUCUGGAAAAUUUCCCAGAUCUAAUGUCUGCCCCAUUGCUUUAUGUCUUGGAUACUGCAGAUAAUCAGAUGAGCAGUAAAUCUACUCUGUGGAAUAGAAUUAAUUUUUUUUUUCACUGUCAAACAACUUGUGAAUGAUUUUUCUUUUCUUCACUCCCAUAAAGUACCUAAUAAGUAAAAAAAAACCCAAAACUGUAUGGCAAAUACAGAGUUAUUCCAUAUGUAUCUCUGCGUGGUGCAUCUGCAGAAGCACCCCUGGGAGUGGAUUUAUCUUGGGUAGCAGGAAAGAGUGUGUGAAAUAAUCCCUAGCACUGGUACUUUCAGUUGGGUGGGUGAAGGGACAUACUGUGGGGUGGUUUGGGCUUGUUGGUUGUAUGUUUGGUUCUUUUUGUUUGUUUAGGUGGGGGUUUUUAGCUUUGUUUGGUUUCUGGUUGCUGUUUAUUUUAGCCAGGUUUGAUUGUGCUGUUUCUCCAUUCUCUCUGAUUGUUUCUGACGUCUUUCCUGAAUUUCCCUGGAACAAGACCACCCUGCUGAGCAGGGAGGGGAUGUUUGCCAGUGGCCCUGGGUGUUGCUGAGCUGCUCUUGGGUCCUCUGGCUCUCAGCAGCAGCAGUGCCAGGGGCUCUGGGGCUCCUGGGAGGGCACGGGGGGCUCACAUCUGCUGCCACUCUGAGCCCACGUGGCUCUCCACAGUCCUGUGUGAAGUGACACAGCCUUGGGAGAAGAGAAAACAUGAAGAAAACUCCCUCCCAGGAACAGUCAGCUUGAUUCUGAGCCUCCACACCGAGUGUGAAUUACACCUCUUUCCUUGAAAACAGGAGGGGAUUUUUGGGUUUUUUUUUUUCCUCCCACCCCCUCCAUGGUGAUGAGAAACUGAAGGUCAGGAAUGAGCCCCCCAAGGCUCAUGAAGAACAAAAUACGACGUGUUUUAACUGAUGUGAAAGCUUAAUGGGGAAGAUCAACAUCCAAAGGCUGCAGCCAAGGAAAGGGGGCUUGUUUGGGCACAGCCUGAAGCAGAGCGUAGGCAUUGCUGGGAAUGGGAAGUGUGAAAUGCUGGGGCAGGGAACACACAGCCCUUUAGCCCUGCUCAAAAAUAAUAGUGCUUUUUUUAACUUCAGAGUUUAGUCUGCCCUCAGUAAAAACAAGUUACAUUAAAAAACUGCGCACCAGAAAAAGCAAACCUCUUUUUCCUGGUCUCUGCUUAUAAGAUUUACAGGUACUUAAAAUAAACCUAUGAAAAACA
Molecule: messenger RNA, 6730 nt
Organism: Passer domesticus (house sparrow)
Lineage: Eukaryota; Metazoa; Chordata; Aves; Passeriformes; Passeridae
Gene: MNAT1
Product: MNAT1 component of CDK activating kinase
Exons: 8
Coding region: 69-881 (270 amino acids)
Biological process (GO): regulation of transcription by RNA polymerase II; positive regulation of cyclin-dependent protein serine/threonine kinase activity; nucleotide-excision repair
Cellular component (GO): transcription factor TFIIH holo complex
Molecular function (GO): cyclin-dependent protein serine/threonine kinase activator activity
Source: RefSeq, a predicted model, not a curated record